AUGCUCGCCAGUCGUCUCGCAGCUCGGUCUGCCCGCGUGGCAGCUCCGCGCAUGUCCAUCGCCGCCACGAGAGGAUACGCCGAGCCCGCGAAAGCCUCCGCAAACACCAAACCUCCUGUCGCAGUCUUCGGCCUUGAUGGCACCUAUGCCAACGCUCUGUACACCGCCGCCGCCAAGCAGGGAGCUCUAGACAAUGUCUCCAAAGCCCUCGACAACAUGGCCAACACCUUCAAGCGCGACACCCGCCUCCAAUCCAUCCUCUCCGCCCCCACCCUCUCCGCCGCCGACAAGAAAUCCAUCAUCGGCGAACUGCAAAAGAGCACGAAUGUGCAGGACAAGACACAGACACUGCAGCACUUCCUUGAGACCCUCGCCGAGAACAACCGCUUGGGAUUGCUGGACGGCGUGUGUGAGAAGUUCGGCACGCUGAUGAGUGCAUCGAGGGGUGAAGUCGAGAUGACCAUCACCAGUGCGGCGCCAUUGGAUCAGAGGGUCGUGAAGCAAUUGGAGACUGCGGUUAGUAAGAGCCAGUACGUUGGUUCGGGCAAGAAGUUGAGGGUGGUGCCUAAGGUCAACCCAGAUAUCCGUGGCGGCCUCGUGGUCGAGAUCGGCGACCGUACUAUCGACUUGAGCGUUUCGGCCAAGAUGGCGCGCAUGAACAAGCUCCUUUCGGAUACUCUGUAA
Molecule: messenger RNA, 684 nt
Organism: Recurvomyces mirabilis
Lineage: Eukaryota; Fungi; Ascomycota; Dothideomycetes; Mycosphaerellales; Teratosphaeriaceae
Gene: ATP5
Product: ATP synthase F0 subcomplex subunit OSCP atp5
Exons: 3
Coding region: 1-684 (227 amino acids)
Biological process (GO): proton motive force-driven mitochondrial ATP synthesis
Cellular component (GO): membrane
Molecular function (GO): proton-transporting ATP synthase activity, rotational mechanism
Source: RefSeq, a predicted model, not a curated record